This is a messenger RNA of Paramuricea clavata, 318 nucleotides long. NCBI's taxonomy places the organism in Eukaryota, Metazoa, Cnidaria, Anthozoa, Malacalcyonacea, Plexauridae. The record is from the annotation of a GenBank genome assembly.
AUGGGAGAAGGAGAUUCUGCAAUCAUGGGUGUGAACGCGAUGCCCUUCGGUCCGCCGAUAGGUGUUGUCGUCUUCAUCACCGUACCGGAAGAUGUAAUGCUUGGGGAAAUAAACAACUUCACGCUAGACGGUCCGGAGUUCGGUAUUAAUUUGGGGCGCCCCGACGAUUCCGCAGAAUCGUGGGUGUUUUCCAUACCGUCCAUACGUGCUCGCUCUUAUGGUAUGGGGAAUCUGUUUAGGAUACGGCGGAAACACCGAUCGGUUAUGCCUGUUGAGUACGAGAACAGUUUACCCGUCAGUGGUAUCGAUGCUCUUUAA